Molecule: messenger RNA, 2208 nt
Organism: Esox lucius (northern pike)
Lineage: Eukaryota; Metazoa; Chordata; Actinopteri; Esociformes; Esocidae
Product: phosphoglucomutase-1
Exons: 11
Coding region: 273-1973 (566 amino acids)
Biological process (GO): carbohydrate metabolic process
Cellular component (GO): cytosol
Molecular function (GO): phosphoglucomutase activity
Source: RefSeq, a predicted model, not a curated record
CCCCUCACAUGUGUCAACCAAGGAGCUUCUUCAGUUACCGUCCGCCAACGCACACACAUUAGUCAGCCCGGUUAUUUUUAGUCAACAUAAGCACGCCGCCACCAUCCCACCGCCAGCGCCACCAACAUUCUGUGAAAUGCUGGGAGUGGCCAAGGCCGUUCCCCUCCCGUUUCCCCCCCCCCCCGGCGCACCGUCGCAGACGUCAGGGGACACAUCCACACCGCGGGUCUCUCGUCGCAUUUUUCCCCCCGCUCUCGCGCCACGUUGACACAAUGGACGAUGGUCCACUGCAGGUUCUGACCUUACCCACCGCUCCGUACCCGGACCAGAAACCGGGCACCAGCGGCCUGAGGAGGAGGGUGCUCGUCUUCCAGUCCAAGAGGAACUACCUUGAGAACUUUGUCCAGAGCGUAUACUCCUCCAUCGAUCUGCGGGACCGGCAGGGGUCCACGAUGGUCGUUGGGGGAGAUGGGAGGUACUUCAAUCAGACGGCCAUUGAGGUCAUUGUUCAGAUGGCAGCUGCCAAUGGGGUGGGCCGCCUUGUGAUUGGUCAUCACGGGAUCAUGUCCACGCCAGCGGUUUCCUGUUUGAUCAGGAAGUACAAAGCCAUCGGCGGUAUCAUCCUCACCGCCAGUCACAGCCCCGGGGGGCCCGACGGAGACUUCGGCAUCAAGUUUAACACUGCUAAUGGAGGACCGGCCCAGGAGGCGGUCACCAACAGAAUCUUUCAGAUCAGUAGAACAAUAGAGGAGUUUGCCAUCUGCCCAGAGCUCCGAGUGGACCUGGACACCCUGGGAAGACAGAUGUUUGACCUGGAGAACAAGUUCAAACCCUUCACAGUGGAGAUAGUGGACUCGGUGGAGUGUUACGCCAACAUGCUAAGGAACAUCUUUGACUUUGCUGCUCUGAAGGAGCUGCUGUCUGGGGAGAACCACAUCAAGAUCCGGCUAGACGCCAUGCAUGGAGUGCUGGGACCCUAUGUUAAGAGGAUACUGUGUGAGGAGCUGGGCUCCCCUGCUAACUCCGCCAUUAACUGUGUCCCCCUGGAGGACUUUGGGGGCCAGAACCCUGACCCUAAUUUCAACUACGCCGCGGACCUGGUGGAAACGAUGAAGAGUGGCCAGUAUGAUUUAGGCGCAGCCUUCGAUGGCGAUGGGGACCGUAACAUGAUCCUGGGUAAGCACGGUUUUUUCGUAAACCCGUCGGACUCUGUUGCGGUCAUCGCAGCCAACGUCUUCAGCAUCCCCUACUUCCAGCACAACGGGGUGAGGGGCUUCGGCCGCAGCAUGCCCACCAGUGCUGCUCUGGACAAUGUGGCCAGGGUGACGAAGAUUGAACUGUACGAGACACCGACCGGGUGGAAGUUCUUUAGCAACCUUAUGGACGCGGGCAGGCUGUCGCUGUGCGGAGAAGAGGGUUUUGGCACAGGGGCUGACCACAUCCGCGAGAAGGAUGGACUUUGGGCCGUGCUGGCAUGGCUGACUAUUCUGGCAGCAAGGAAGCAAAGUGUGGAGGGCAUCAUGAAGGACCACUGGCAGAGGUUUGGCAGGAACUUCUUUACCAGGUAUGACUAUGAGGAAGUAGACCUGGAUGUAGCCGUUGAGAUGAUGGAAGAUCUGGAGCUGAUGAUGCUGGAGAAAGCCUUCGUAGGCCAGAGGUUUGCAGUCGGCGAGCAGGUCUACCAGGUGGAGAGGGCCGACAACUUUGAAUACACCGACCCUGUGGAUGGCUGCAUCUACAGAAACCAGGGCCUGAGGAUAACAUUCACCGAUGGAUCUCGGAUUAUCUACAGGCUCAGUGGGACAGAAAGCCUCGGGGCCACCAUUCGGGUGUACAUCGACAGCUAUGAGAAAGACCCCAGCAAAAUGUUCCAGGACCCACAGGUGAUGCUGGCGCCCUUGGUUACCAUAGCCCUGAAGAUCUCCCGGCUCCAUGAGAGGACAGGCCACAGUGGCCCGUCGAUCAUCACAUGAUCCACCGUUAUCGCCCCUCCUCAUAUUAAAUGUGCCGACUUUGUAUUCCAAAUUUUACCUCUACUCCAAUGGCUGUUCCACUUUUAAUCAGAGGAAAACUGAUUUUUCUAGUUUAGUAGCCCUAAUUUACAUUACAUUACAAGCCCACCCAAUAAUCACUGCAACUGUAGACGUGUACAUUUCAAAAUGGAGAAAGAGUGAACUCUACCAUAAAUAAAACAUGUUUAGCUCUGUA